AUGCCGAGUUUAUCACAGACUCCAGGCUGGUGGGUGACUCUGCGCGAAGGUACCGGACGCACCAUUGUCCAGAUCAGCCCUACCGGUCAGCAGACCCUGUUCGCCCAGAUUAACACCGGGGAACCUGUUGGACUUUCCACCGCUCUAGUUGUUCUCCAGAGCGGCUGGGUUAUCGUCGGGAAUACGCCCACAAUUGACGGCACGUCCGCCACCGUCAUGCGAGGUUCCAUCUUCGUUUUGGACGCGUUCGGCAGUGUGCGGGCGGAGCUGAAGAACAACUUCAUCAACGGGCCUUGGGGAGCCACAGUCGCGGACUUUGGCGGUAGUGCUUCCCUUUUCGUAAGCAACGUGAUCGCGCCUGCCAACGGGACAAUCGUGCGCUGGAGUCUAAACAACAUAAGAAGCGCGGACGACCCCCGUAACCGGCCCCCCCAGUUAACUAACCCGAACAUUGUCGCAAACAAUAUCGGCGCGGCUCUAGACCCGGCGGCUGUGGUGAUUGGUCCGGUGGGGCUGGGCUACGCCAACAAUCAGCUCUUCGUAUCCGAUGAGGUUCACAACCGGGUUCUCCAGUUCAAUAAUGUCAUCGUCGGUAACCUCAACCCUAACCCGGUUGUCGUGACCUCCGACAACGCCCUUCAGCAGCCCAUCGGCCUCACUCUGACGCCCAACCAGAACCAAGCACUGAUCGUCAACAAUCUGAACGGGAAUCUGGUUGACUUCACGAUCCCUGCCCGCGGAGUCCAGCUGGCGACUGCGACCGUGUCCAACUUUGGCGCGAGGAGUCUUUUUGGUCUCGCCGCCACGAUCAACCAGUUUGGCCAGAGGAAGGUGUACUUUGUCAACGACGGAGAUAACACGCUCAACGUGCUGCAGUGA
This is a messenger RNA of Klebsormidium nitens, 879 nucleotides long. The record is from the annotation of a GenBank genome assembly. NCBI's taxonomy places the organism in Eukaryota, Viridiplantae, Streptophyta, Klebsormidiophyceae, Klebsormidiales, Klebsormidiaceae.